CAUUUUAAUCCGGAGUCAGGUAACAGACGUAAUUGAGGCGAGGUAAACAACGUAUUAUAUCUCACUGGUAUGUUCUUUGUACCCGACGCAGGCUGGUGGAGGUCAAAGUCAAAUCACGUAAUUAAACGGCCAACAGGACGACCGACAGUUACAGGUUCGGAUUCAUACCCGCCGGUUGUUGACCUUCCGUACAACUGACCAUCUAGCGGUCCCAUAGCUGACGGAAGAGUGACCAACAGAUAGUGGAUUCCGCAAAGUGAAAACCUGUACUUCUGUAGGAUGGCUAAUACCGUGUGGCUCAUUCUAGUAUGUUGCGUAGCUGUGAACGCAGGGGAAAUAACCCUACAGACCUACAAUGUCGGCCUCAACCCUCGAGUUGAAAACAUGGAGAUAAGAAAAGAUGCUGUUAUUCCAGAGCUCCGACACAACGGAAGUGACGUUGUUUGUCUACAAGAGAUUUGGAGAAGUGGAGACGUUUCGCAAAUCAUCGAGUCCCUCAAAGAUGUAUACCCGUACUCCCUGAGUCCACUCCAUGAUGAGACGGGAUCCUUCAACUACAGAACGUUUUGGCCGCCAUGCUUUAGCUGGACAGCCGUGACCUUUGCGACUUGUGCACUUACGUAUUGUCGGAAUGAGCCGACGGAGGAGGAUGUGGUACGCUGCGUGGUGUCGUGUGGGUUCGUGGAUGUGUCCCGAGAGUGUUUAUCCUGCGUGGUGAUAGGGGGGACCUUUGCUUCCCUUCGGGCUUGUGUGUAUGGCUUCGGCUACAACUACAACCCUCAGGGCCUUCUCUUGCUCAGCAAGCGACCACUCUACGAAGGAUCGGUGACAAGCUAUUUUCCUGCUACUAAGACCAUAGCACAGCGGGCGUACGUCAAAGCUGAUGUGGAAGAUUUCGGCCCCGUUGUUUGUACACACAUGACGCCAUACCUCGGAGAUUUCUACCUUGAACCAAGCCUGAUGGACAGGUUCCGGGGCUGGGCGGACCAGAGCCAGUAUGAGGCCGGCGUCCUCGUCAGUCAGUUUGCCAGAGACCCAAAAGGCGUCAUCAUGGGGGAUCUAAACACGGGCCCGGCCCUCCCCAGACAGGGCGUCCGGCCCCACAUGGCAGCCUCCUACAACGAGUUCGUGUUCAGCCAUUGGGUGUCGCCUUUCGUGGAUCGCGUGGGGGCGUGUACCUUCUGUAAGGAAAACGUCCUUACGUUUGACAACGAGAGUUGGAUCCUGGACCACGUGCUGAUGAAAGGACACAACGUCCUGGACACCAAGCUUCUUCAUAUGACAAACAUUGACGGCCAGACCUUCCCCGUAUCUGACCAUUACGGGGUGGAAGUUACCUUUGAGGACGAAUUCUGAUCGGCGACCAUUGACCUCGGCUGACCUCUACCUCAUCAAUGUGACAUUUUACGUGGACAAUUAAAGGAAAUCGCCUGUGUUACAGUUAUAAAUCCCGGUGUUACAGUUAUAAAUCCCGGUGUUGCGACUGUAGAUAUUCGGCCUUCAAUGUGUUACUGGUUAAAGGGGCUGGUCGGGGAAAAAAUUACAAAAUAAAUGGGUCUAAAUGCGUUCUCUGGCCUUCCAAAAAUCUGGGUCAAUUAAGAGUUUUAGACUCUCAGGUGACGAUUUAGGAUUUCUUUAAUAUAAUUAUAAUUUUUACUCUGAGGGAGUGAAUUUCAGCAAAAUUUGUAU
Messenger RNA from Mizuhopecten yessoensis (Yesso scallop), 1689 nucleotides. RefSeq lists its product as uncharacterized. The record is from RefSeq and is a predicted model, not a curated record. The transcript is spliced from 7 exons. Gene Ontology annotation, molecular function: catalytic activity. The coding region runs from base 280 to 1356 and encodes 358 amino acids. NCBI's taxonomy places the organism in Eukaryota, Metazoa, Mollusca, Bivalvia, Pectinida, Pectinidae.